Drosophila suzukii is the source of this 1756-nucleotide messenger RNA. Its product is annotated as lipase 1. Lineage: Eukaryota; Metazoa; Arthropoda; Insecta; Diptera; Drosophilidae. The record is from RefSeq and is a predicted model, not a curated record.
GUCCGUACUAAUUACAGCGCUUUAGUGGGCAGUGAGUUCGGACUGAGUUCGACUUAGUCACGGAUCGAACGCCAUGCGACACGCGAUCUGGUUUCUCGCAACGCUCGGGGCUUAUUCGCUCUAUGGCCCUAUGGUUUUGGGUGGAUUCGUGGAGGAUACCUUUCCAGCGAGUGUGAUUGAGGACGCCCAACUGAAUUCGAUACAGCUGCUGGAGAAGUACAAGCAUCCAGCGGAAACCCAUCAGGUGACCACGGAAGAUAAAUAUGUCCUGACCCUCCAUCGCAUUCCCCGACCUGGGGCCAAACCGGUGCUGUUGGUUCACGGCCUGGAGGACACUUCUUCCACCUGGAUUGUGAUGGGCCCACACAGUGGCCUGGGUUACUUUCUGUACGCCAACGGAUACGAUGUCUGGAUGGGCAAUGUCAGGGGUAAUCGCUACUCUAAAGGCCAUGUAAAACUUAAUCCAAAUACGGACAAGGCUUACUGGAGCUUCUCGUGGCAUGAGAUCGGGAUGUACGAUCUGCCGGCCAUGAUCGAUGGGGUUCUGGAAAAAACAGGAUACCAAAAGCUGAGCUAUUUUGGCCACUCCCAGGGAACAACCUCGUUCUUUGUGAUGGCUUCGAGUAGACCGCAGUACAACUCUAAGAUUCAUUUGAUGAGCGCUCUGGCCCCUGUGGCCUUUAUGAAGCAUAUGAAGGCUCCACUCCUGGGAAUGGCCCGCAUGGGCAUCAACAUGUUUGGUGAAAACUUUGAGCUAUUUCCACACUCUUCCCUGUAUCUUAACCAGUGUAUUUCCUCCGCCCCCUUGCUGAAGACCUGUAUGCGCUUCUACUGGCAGAUCGUGGGAAAGAAUCGGGAGGAGCAAAAUAUGACCAUGUUCCCGGUGGUGAUGGGUCAUAUCCCCGGCGGCUGCAAUAUCAAACAACCCCUUCACUACAUCCAAUUGCAGAACUCAGAUCGCUUCUGCCAGUACGACUACGAUCCCAAGGAGAACCAGCGGCUUUACGGACGUCUCACUCCGCCGGAUUAUCGCCUUGAAAGGAUCACUGCCCCGGUGGCCCUCUACUACGGCAGUAAUGACUAUCUAUCUGCGGUGGAGGAUGUUCAACGGCUGGCUAAGUUGUUGCCCAAUGUGGUGGAGAACCAUAUGUAUCGCAAAUGGAACCACAUGGACUUGAUCUGGGCCAUCAGUGCCAGGCGUUCGAUCCAGCCCAGGAUUCUGCAGGUGAUGCAGUACUGGGAAGCAGGCGGGGCAGCCAAGGACGUCACCACAGUAACACCGGUGGAGGAGGAGGUGGCUCAGUUGACUACGGGAUCCCCGGUUGAUGAGAACUUAGAAGAGGAUGAGGCGGCUGGCACCAUCGCUGGAAAUGAGGAGCAGCGAGAAAAGGUCCCGCAAGAUCACCUUGAAGGUGAUCUGGUAAAGGCAGCUACUGAUCCCACUUCAGAGCUGUAGGUUAAAUAAUUUAUUGUUUUUGCGAAAUGCACUUGAUUUAAAUGUGAUCUUUGGUUGUACCGUCCAUUAGGUGAUUGAAUAAUUUAUAUACAACAAAGUACAAUGGCACAAGUGACGAGUCCUUAAUAAAUGUUAUAUGGCUAAACACAGUUAUGAGUUUACCUAAUGUAUUUACUGAUAAAACCAUCUGUAAGAUAAUAGAUAGAUUGACCAAAGAGGAUCUCUUUGUUGUUAUCCUAAUCGUAUAUGUUGAUUAGUUCUUAAUUGUUGUUUUAAGAAAAGCCGUUCAAAAUCAGAUUC